This is a messenger RNA of Knipowitschia caucasica, 2154 nucleotides long. Lineage: Eukaryota; Metazoa; Chordata; Actinopteri; Gobiiformes; Gobiidae. The record is from the annotation of a GenBank genome assembly.
AUGGCCUCUGGUGUGGAGGAGGAGCUUCAGUGUCAGAUUUGCCUGGACAUGUUUAAGAACCCAGUGAUAUUGUCGUGUAGCCACAGCUUCUGCAAAGUCUGCCUGGAGACCUGGUGGACAAACAAAGCCACAAAGGAAUGCCCCACCUGCAAAGAAAAACAUGUCCGAGCCGACGUCAACAAUCUACCGUCGAACCUGGCGCUGAGAAAGCUCUGUGAGGCGUUCCAAGAGCAGAAAGCCAACGUAGCCGCCACUCCUCUUUGCACUUUGCAUUUGGAAAAACUCAAACUUUUCUGCUUGGACCAUCUGCAGCCUGUGUGUCUCGUUUGUCAGGCCUCCAAAGCACACAACAAUCACACAUUUAAACCCAUAGAUGAGGCUGCGCAGGACUACCGAGAGGAGCUUUGUGAAGAAAAUAAACGGCUGAAAAACAAGCUAAAGCAGCGUGAAAUUCAACUCAAGAAAUAUGGCGAAUUAAGCAAGUAUUUAGACGUCCAGGCGCUUCGAACGCAAACGCAAAUACAAGAGGAGUUCGCAAAGCUUUACUUGUUUUUACGCAAAGAGGAACAGGAAAGGUUGGCAGUUUUGAGAGAGGAGAAGACCCUGAAGAUGCGCAAGAUUACUGAAAAGAUAGAUAUCAUAACAACAGACAUUCUAUCUCUAAGAAAAGCAAUUGAAGCUUUAGCCGGGGAGGUGCAGGCCGGAGAUGUCAGGUUUUUGAGCAAUUAUAAGGACAUUGUGGAACAGGUGGACAAGAUGAAAGAGUUUGAUUCUGUGGAUGGGCAGAAGAUUAGCGCCAGAGCUCUGAUAGAUGAAGCCAAACAUUUGUUGAAUCUUGGGGGAGACACACUACUGAGCAAAACCACAGAAGAAACGUCUCCAAACCUCCGGGCGCCAAAGUACGUGUCUCAGAAGAUCAGCAAAACAAGAUGGAGACCUGUGUCACACGCCAAUCUGCAGCAGCCGGAGGUCUUUGCCACUGGCUCAUGGGACAACGAGGACAACAAGGUCUCCAUUUGGACCAUUGGGAGUAAUGGAGUGUCUGAUAUGGACGACGGGUUCGAAGGAGACCCUCAGCUCCUGUGUGAAAUCAGGCACGACGGCGACGUCCUGGAUCUGCAGUUUUUGGAUCCAGAGAGAAUGGUCACAGCGUCGUCGACAGGAGCAGUUACUAUUUUCCGGCAUCAUCCAAACAACCAGACUUUAUCCGUGUCUCACAGCUGGACUCACGCACACAACUACCCCAGUGACAACGCACCCUGCACCGGCGUCGUGUGCAGCAGUCCAGAGGUCGUCACGGUCGGAGAAGACGGGAGAAUAAUCACCUUCAGAGCCGACCACGAAACCGUGACCCGAGUUAUUGAGAAUGCGGACAGCAGCACUAUCCACGCCGUCACCUACUUAAAAACCUCCGAGAUCCUCACCGUGAACUCCAUCGGCCAACUGAAGCUGUGGGACCUGAGACAGCAGGGCAGCUCCCCGUCGCAGAUCCUCUCUCUGUCGGGAGACAGAGUUCCUCUUCAUUGUGUUGGGAGACAUCCGAACCAGCAGCACAUCGUGGCGACAGGCGGCCAGGACGGGAUGCUCUGUGUGUGGGACGUGAGGCAGGGGAGCGCGCCCUUCUCACUCAUGGAGGCGCAUUCAGCUGAAAUGUGGGAGGUCCACUUCCAUCCAACCAACCCGGACCAUCUCUUCACCUGCUCAGAGGACGGCUCACUCCUCCAUUGGGAAACCUCAUCCCCAGACACACCCUCAUUCCUCCAAGGAGGCAGGAGCAGCAGCAUCAUGUCCCGCAGUGCCAUGGCCCCAGCCGGAGGGAACCAGUCCCUCAUCAGUGCUUGGCUCAACGGCGACUCCAGCAAAGGCCGCCUGGAGACCACCCACAUGCUGCCGAGCCAGACGCUGUCCGUGAACAGCCUGGACAUUCUGGGACAGUGUCUCGUUUGUGGGACGGACGAAGAAGCCAUCUUUGUUUAUCGACAGACAUCCCAGGAAUUCAACACCACCAGAAGCGAGCAGCCCGAGGAUAACAAGGGCAUUUUAACUCCAACACACCCUCUGAACCCAAACACAGACUAUGGACUCAUGAUCCUGUCUCUCAUAUCGCCCUGGGAAGCUCUAUCGGCAACAGAAGAGGAGACGACGAACCAAUGA